AAAUACACCCCAUACUUCCUCUUGUUCCACCGUCACCCACGUCUGCCCGAGAUAAUGAAUACCUGUCCAAUGGGAGACAACUUUGAGGUUGGUGAUGCAGAGGAUGAAAUCGAUAAACAGCUGACUGAAGUACACAAUCUUAAUACCAAGGUUCUUCAAAAUAUUGAAAUGGCACAGGAAAGACAGCAAAGGACUUUUGGAGACCGGAAACGCAAAUUUACCCGUGUCGCAACUGUUGAGGCUGGGGAUGAAUGUCUGAUUUCAGGGGCUUCAAAAAGGCCACGUACAGGGGACACAUUGACCAGCCAGCACAGAGGACCUUACAAGAUUGGAAACAUUACAAAAAAGGGAGUGGCCACUGUGCUGAAGGGAUCAACAACCAUGAAGGUCAAUGUGUCCAGACUGAGGCCCUAUUAUAGGUUAACAAAUGAGCAACUAUCUGAAGGGCAGCUCCUCAACGACCACGAAUACUCCUCAAGGGACUGGCAGCAGGAGCAUUCCUAUUGUUUUUCUGGAGCAAAGUGGGAACGGGAUGUGAACCCAGUUCAAGAGGCUCUUCUAUGUUACAUAUUGGACCAGGAUUGUUCACCUGCUGAGCUAAUUGUGAAGGAGGGAAGUGUGUGCCUUACACGUGAGGAUUUCUGGUCCUUGGGGUUAAGUCAGUGCAUGGAAUCAAAUGCUUACCAGACCUUCUGCUCGUUUGGAGAACCCUCCCAAUGGCUGGGAAGUGACUUUGAGUUCCCCAGACUGAUUGUUUAUGCCUUUGAGGGCUCCUGA
Messenger RNA from Cyprinodon variegatus (sheepshead minnow), 777 nucleotides. RefSeq lists its product as uncharacterized. The transcript has 5 exons. The coding region runs from base 55 to 777 and encodes 240 amino acids. The record is from RefSeq and is a predicted model, not a curated record. Lineage: Eukaryota; Metazoa; Chordata; Actinopteri; Cyprinodontiformes; Cyprinodontidae.